UGUUUUGCAAUUUCCAGUACUUAAGGAAAUCCAAAAAUUCUUCUUCAAUUUCAUGCAUGAUACAAAGGCAUCAUACUAUCUAUUCGACUACUGUCAUACAGCUACUUUCAAUUUGAAAACACGUGUUCUUAUUUACUUCCGGAGAGAUCACCUCAGAUAUCACUGGCUUGAUUUUAAAAUGAAAAUACUUUAGAUGUAUUAACUUUGUACAUAGUGAUAAAAAAAAGAUAUACUUUAAAAGAAAGAACAACGAGCAUUAAAAUGUCAAAAGUUUAUAUUAAAAAAUGUCCGGAAACUCUUCUCGCUUGAGGUUUUAAAAUUAACUUCUACUUUCGCUUUUGUGAGAGAAAAAAGGAAGAAAAGAAGUUGUGAUUGCUCAUAAUGUUGUAAACUAAUUUCUGACGUAGUCCCUGCAACGGAAUGUUUGGACAAGUGGUUAUUGGGCCCCCAGGAUCUGGGAAAACCACUUAUUGUCAUGGUAUGUCGGAAUUCUUGACCGCUUUUGGAAGAGAGGUGUCUGUUAUCAACCUCGAUCCCGCCAACGACCAUCUACCCUACAAAUGUGAUGUUGAUAUAUCAACAUUAAUAACUCUCUCUGAUGUAAUGGAUGCCACAAAACUUGGACCAAAUGGUGGUCUUAUCUACUGCAUGGAAUACUUAGAGAAAAACAUUGACUGGCUUCAGAAUGAGUUAGCAAAGCUAAAGAACAAGUACUUGCUGUUUGAUUUUCCAGGACAAGUUGAACUCUAUACACAUCACAAAUGUGUUCGCAACAUUCUGGCUCAGUUGCAAAGGUGGGACUAUCGCCUUGUGUCCGUGCAUCUUGUUGACUCGCAUUAUUGUAGUGAUUCAGCGAAGUUCAUCUCCGUUUUGUUGACGUCAUUGUCUACAAUGUUACAGUUAGAACUUCCACACGUUAAUGUGCUGUCAAAGUGUGACUUAAUAGAGCAGUUUGGGAAGCUUUCAUUUAAUCUAGAUUUUUAUACAGAUGUUUUGGAUCUUGGAUACAUAUUGGAUGAAAUUGAAUCUGACAAAUCACUGCAGAAGUAUAAGAAGUUGAAUUCAGCCCUGGUAGACCUGGUUCAAGAUUACAGUCUCGUUUCAUUUGUUCCACUCAAUGUAGAGGACAAAGAAUCAAUGUUGAGAGUUAUGAAGCAGGUGGACAAAGCAAAUGGUUACGUGUUUGGAGAUUUGGAGGAAAGAGACGUUCAAUCCAUGAUGUCAUGUGCAGUUCAAGCCGAGUUCGAAUACGAGAAAAUCAAAGAUGUUCGAGAAAAAUACAUGGACACUGAAACAGGAGACAUUGAUAUUGACACUUAAUGGAAGUGAAACGAGUACACUGUUGACCAUAAUGUAAUCAGUACUCAGUUACCUGUUCAGUGCAGAACAGUUUUAAGUUUUUGCAAUGGGGUUUGAUGAAUAGAAUGAAGAACUUCCACUUAAAUCUAUUGAUAAAAGUGAGCACAAUUUAUUUGAAGGUAUGGUUGAUUAAACAAGGAGUUGACUCA
Messenger RNA from Ostrea edulis (European flat oyster), 1508 nucleotides. Its product is annotated as GPN-loop GTPase 2-like. Gene Ontology annotation, cellular component: cytoplasm. Bases 421 to 1320 code for a protein of 299 amino acids. Gene Ontology annotation, molecular function: GTPase activity. NCBI's taxonomy places the organism in Eukaryota, Metazoa, Mollusca, Bivalvia, Ostreida, Ostreidae. The transcript is spliced from 3 exons. The record is from RefSeq and is a predicted model, not a curated record.